CCCUCCGGUUCCACUCCAAACGAGCCGUCCUCGCUCGUCUGUUAGCCGGGUCUCAUUGUGGUCCCCGGCGCCGAUGGGGAAGCGGCGGCGGCGGCCGGCAGACUGCAGCGGCGGCCGGCAAGAUGGAGACGGUGGAGCAGCAGCUCGUCUCCUUCCACCGCGUCCAGGUGCAGCUGAGCGGCGGCGCGCCGUGGGGCUUCACGCUCAAGGGGGGCACCGAGCACGGAGAACCGCUCGUCAUCACCAAAAUCGAGGAGGGAGGGAAGGCGGCCCGCUGCGAGAAGCUGAAAGUGGGCGACGAGCUCAUUAACAUCAACGGCUCGGCCCUCUACGGCAGCCGGCAGGAAGCGCUCAUCCUCAUCAAGGGCUCCUACAGGAUACUCAAGCUCGCCGUCAGGAGGCGCAGCAUCCCGCACAUCAAGCCUCCCUCUUGGCUCCCGAGCGAGCGGUCCGAGCCGCCGCCGCCUCCCCCGCCCUGCCUCCCUCUCCCCGCCGACUCGCCCCCGCCUCCCGCUCCACCUGCCAUGCAGCUCCACCCCUGCCCGCUAGCCUGGAACACGAGUGAGAACAGUGACUUUCCCAUGCACUGGGGUCAGCUGUGCCGGCCGUACUCGUCCACCGACCAGAGCAGUUCCCUGGGCUCCAUGGAGAGCUUGGACACAGCCACGCCGAUUCCGCACCCUUACUCGGACUCGCGCAAUUCACCCGUGGAUCCGGCUCUCUUCAAUAGCAAACGGGACUCCGCCUACAGCUCGUUCUCCGCCAGCUCCAACAUGUCCGACUACGCCGCGGUGCCGCUCAGACCCGGUGACGUGUGCUCCGUUGACAAUUUCCUCCAAAGUCUCGGGCAGCCCUGCCGGGAUUCCGCCACCGCUGACGGAAGUUCAUCCGGUGAGGCGCAGCGGUCUGGAUUCAAGUUCAGGUCAUUGACCAGGCCCAGGCAGAGGCCUGUGGAGGUCAAAGAGAGGCCCUCCUCCUGCUCGUACGAGGAGGACAGGAGGGGAGGGGGGCUUGACGUCAUAGCAAACGGAGAAUGCGCAAAACCAGCACAAGCCGAUCCCGUUCAGUCUUCAAACAGAACUGACUGUUUGACCAACGCGCCGAGUUGCCCUAAUGCUCCAACCAAGCGUCGCGCUUCUGCGCCGACCGAUAUUUCCUACGAGGCGAACGCGCCUUCUCCGAACGCUGAACCGGGAAUUCACAAUGGCUUCCUCAAAGUAGAAGAGGCGAGCCAGACCGGUGAUGUCGAACGUCAUCGUAGCUUAAGUCGAAAGGAAGAACACGCGUGUGAUUUGACAGAUGCUGCCGACGCAACGGCAGAUCCGCGCUCUCUGGUCACUGUCAAGUCCGCUGGACCUUCUUCGUUAAUUUUGCAAGCCUCGUUAGAGGGUCACGAGCGGUCUCAAACCAGGCCCUCCGUUUCAAAAGGUCAUCACUGGCCGAGUGACCCAGAGAAGACACAACUUCAGUUUUUGCAGUUUCGGAACAAAAACACUUCGCCGGAACCGUGCGGUCCCCCCUAUCCCUCAGAUCCUUCUUGUUGCAGCCAGUGGUUGCCGGGUCCAAUCGAGAGGCAAGAACCGUCAAACAGCCGUUGCCUGGAACCGGCAAGCAAAUGGGGCGAAAGCUGCUGUUCAACUCCUGGAUCUGUGUUCUUGGAGGAAGGAAUGGGAGUUAUUAAGCAUCACCACCCUUGGGGCCGCUCCGUGAGUGUACCCGAGGACCCAGCUGGGCCUUCACCGCAGGGCAGGCUGGAUUCGGACCAAAUUCUUGGGAAUUUUGAGCCUCUUAGUGCUGCUGCGAGUGUCGACGCUUUACUGGAGGAGCGAAGAGCAGAUGAGAGAACAAGAGGUGAAGACAAAUUAAAGGACAGCGCUGGAGCGCUGAAGCCGAACCCAUCGAGGAGCCAUCGCCGAAACCGCCGCCGCGACGAACGCUUUGCAACCAACCUCAGAAACGAGAUCCAAAGGAAGAAGGCCCAACUUCAGAGGAGCGGCGGCCCGGGGGGAUUGCUCUCCUGCGGGGAAACGGUCCAGGAAGAGGAGUGCGCGGACCCCUGUGAGGAGUCUGAAGACCUGGACACUGAAUUCAAAGAAAGAGGAACCAACGUUGUGUUAGCCUCGCUUGUUGGUUCCGGUGCGCCGGAGGAGAAAUUACCCACUUCAAACGAAAUAAACGGUGACAAUUUGCACCCGACUGCAGCCAUUCAGAUCGUGGACACGGGUGUUCCGAAUUUCGGUGUCGGUGUCCGUGUUGUUGAGGAGCCAGCUCCUGCGGGCAAAGCUCGCCGCUGGCGUUGGACCCCCGAGCACAAGCUCCAACCGGAACCGGAACCCAGCAGAAUGUACGGUGUCGUCGGAGAGAACGUGUUAGGGGUCACCGUGUCGAGGCAAGGGGUUUGCGCCUUCUCCUCCGCCUCCGCAUCCUCCUGUGGGCGUUCUGCUUCUUGUUCUCAAAUGGAAGAGUCUGACAUCCUUCCGUUUGCAGAUAGAAAGAAGUUUUUUGAGGAGACGAGCAAGUUCGUGGCUGGUCCCCCAAGUCACAAGUCCCACGAAGGGGACCAGCACGUUCAGUACACAAACCAUCGAAGGUACUCCUAUCAGGGGGGGCUCCGGCAGGAAGUGCGAGGCCGAGACAGACCAAAGGAGAGUGAACAGACGAGAGGAUGGGAGGAGAGCGCGAGGGAAAGAAAGCGGCACGACGUGCUACGUGAAGCGGAGAUGCGGCAGGAGAAGGAAAGACGGGAAAGGAAAGUGGAAAAAGAGAGACUCGGGGAGAAGGAGCAACAGGAAAGGGUCGGACGGUGGGAAAGGGAGCAGGAGAAGGAACGUCUGCACAAAGAACGAGAGGAAGAGUUGGCACAGGAGAGGGAAGAGUUUAAUAGCAGGUCUUGCGCGAAAGAAAGGAAUCACGGAGAAAACUCCCAUCCUGGACACGGCAGCCGCGUCCCGCCAUCUGCUUUCUACCCGGCGAACCGACCUUCGCAGCCAACAUCGUGCCAGGGACUCGCCGCGAGGAGGACCACCGCGACACAAUCGCAGUAUCCCGCCCGGCAACCCGAUACAAGCAAGCUGAACAGGAAGUACAGCCUGACAGAGAGAGACUACACCGGCUGGAGACGGGAGUGCCAGCCUCCAGACGGCCUGGGUCCGCAUCAUCGCCCUCCUCAUCAGGCUUCGCGGAUCGCAAGGCAGGCGGUCGGCGACGGGAGCGACUGCGACGGGCACCCGGCGGCAGCCCCCCUCUCACAGCGGGGGCGCGCCAUGUCCGAAAACGAUCUCCGUUUCGACGGCGGCCAGCGCCGGUCGCCGUCGCGCUCGGCCGCGGCCGGCCAGACGCUGAGCGAAGUGGAAGAAGGAGUGGAACACCUGUUGAUCCAGAAGAAGAAAAAGCCUCCCCCGAGGCCACCGCCGCCCAAGUGGGACCAGUUCCACCGCAGACGUGCAUCCCACCACGCGCUGUUUCCCACUCCCUCUUCCGUUCCUCCAGAACAUCGCCGCGCGGCCUCGCCCUCGGGUGAGCGGCGCUCUUCCGCUCAUUCUACCUCUGAGCAGUCCAGGCAGAGGUCGUACAGCCUUCCACCGCAGAGACCGGAAGCGGCCGAGACCUGCCCGCGCUGCAGUUGGAACCAAGGCCGGAGUCGCGAACACCCCUUCGCCCACGUCCCGUCCGAUCGCCGUCAGUUCCCAGAGCGCUCCUUUUCUGUCGCCCCGCCCAGUCCCAUGUUCUCCAGGCGGUCCUUCAGGUCUGCGCUCCCGACAUAUUUUGACCAGCACGAGAGGGAGAUCGCGCCCCAGCCAGGACUUUGCAGCAGUGGGUCCGAGGCUGAAGGCCGCCAGAAUAAAAUGUGGAAUUCUCUCCAGCCGCCGCCCGGCAUGAGACCCGAAGCUGAGUGGGAGAGGACGCCGUCUCCCAGAUUUCAAAGCGACAACACCGCCUUGCCAAACGGACACCUUGACGUCCAGAGCGGUGAGCCUCCAAAGGUCCCCGAAUCAGGAACAGAGUCGGAGAUGACCCUCAGUCCAAGCCCCACACACAGCCUGGAGGCAGAACUGGACGUGCCCUUAGAAACCGACAUAGACGACUUCCGGGGGGAUGACGGACUUCCUUUAGAGGAGCAGCUGCUCACCAGCGAGCUUCCUUGCUUCGCAUUGCCAGUCACCGUCUUGGAGACUGACAUCGACACCUUGACAGAGCUGCGGGCCCGGCCGGAAGAGGAGCCGGAGACCAGCUUGGAUGAGCUCUUCCCCCACAGUAGUGAGGGAGAGUCGGGCACAGAGAACUGGAGGGUCCCCUUCCAUCACCCCGAGCACAACACCGACAGCCUGGAGAGGCGCUCCGGCACGAGUUCGAGCUGCUCUUCGUAUUACAGCACGUCGGCGGCCAAGGCUCAGCUCUUGACUCAGAUGAAGGACUUGACCGAUAAAGAGCGCGACGACGACGACGACGAGCUCACGUACAAGAGACAGCUAAUGGAGAGCCUGCGUAAGAAACUCGGAGUACUGAGGGAAGCCCAGCGGGGGCUCCAGGACGACGUCCGGGCCAACGCGCAGCUGGGGGAGGAGGUGGAGAGCAUGGUGGUGGCCGUGUGCAAGCCCAACGAGGUGGACAAGUUCCGCAUGUUCAUCGGGGACCUGGACAAGGUGGUCAGCCUGCUGCUGUCGCUGUCGGGGCGCCUCCUGAGGGUGGAGACCACCCUGGACGCGCUCAAUCGUGAUAUGGACGACGACGAGAGGCUCUCCCUGCUGGAGAAAAAGCGCCAGCUCAUGAGGCAGCUGUCGGAGGCCCAGGACUUGAAGGACCACGUCGACCGCAGGGAGCAGGCCGUCAGCCGGGUUCUGGCCCGCUGCCUCUCCCCGGAGCAGCACCGAGACUACAGCCACUUUGUGAAGAUGAAGGCAGCCUUGCUGGUGGAGCAGAAGCAGCUGGAGGACAAGAUCCGUCUGGGAGAGGAGCAGCUGAGGGGGCUCAGGGAGAGUCUGGGGCUGGGCCUCGGUCUGGGAUUGGGAAUGUCCGUGGGGACGCCACCCACGUCGGGCGGAGGGAGGGCCUCGGGCUGGCCGCCGGUCUGCGAGAGCGCGCGGCCUGUGGACUUUAUUGCGAAAGGGAGCGGCGUCCGGACGGCAUGCAGACCGUAGGUUCUCCGGGAGGCCGCGUCCUCUGCGAGGACCAGUUCAGCUGCUCCAUCUGCCUGGAAGUGUUUGUGGAGCCCGUGUCCACGCCAUGCGGCCACAGCUUCUGCAAGGCCUGCCUGCAGGGCUACUGGAACCACA
Messenger RNA from Syngnathoides biaculeatus (alligator pipefish), 5273 nucleotides. It is a transcript of the gene shroom4, whose product is annotated as shroom family member 4. The transcript is spliced from 13 exons. Bases 123 to 5138 code for a protein of 1671 amino acids. The record is from RefSeq and is a predicted model, not a curated record. Gene Ontology annotation, molecular function: actin filament binding. Gene Ontology annotation, biological process: actin filament organization. Gene Ontology annotation, cellular component: adherens junction; apical plasma membrane; cortical actin cytoskeleton. NCBI's taxonomy places the organism in Eukaryota, Metazoa, Chordata, Actinopteri, Syngnathiformes, Syngnathidae.